CACUCCACCCAUCUCGUCGUAUUCUAUAGAAAAGGUUUACAUUGGAUGUAGGCCUAUUGAUUUCAAUGUAUGACAUGUACAACAAAUUAUGUUCCCUUGUGAAUAGGAGAACCCAUGAGGAUAUGUAUCUAUUCAGUAUAAUAUUGAACCAAGAAAUCCAAAGGCUAUCAACCCAGGUUAUAAGAGUGAAGUGGACACUCCAUGCACGAGAGGAAAUUGUGUUUGAGCUUCUUCAGCACUUGAGAGGGGAUGCCGCAAAGAGCUUGCUAGAAGGAGUAAGAAAGGGUGCAAGGGAAAUGAUUCAAGAGCAAGAAGCAGUUCGUGGUCGCUUGUUUACUAUUCAAGAUGUGAUGCAGAGCACUGUUCGUGCAUGGUUGCAGGACAAAAGCCUCACAGUGACGCAUAACUUGGGAGUUUUUGGGGGUUGUGGCCUUGUUCUUUCUGUCAUUACUGGCCUUUUUGGGAUCAAUGUGGAUGGAAUACCAGGAAACGAAGGAUCUCCGUAUGCAUUUGCUCUGUUUUCUGCUGUUCUGGUCAUGUUAGGGGUUAUACUAAUUGGAAUUGGAUUGGUUUACCUUGGAUUAAAACAACCCAUUGUUGAAGAGGAUGUUGAAGUUAGAAAACUAGAGCUCCAAGAACUGGUUAAGAUGUUUCAGAAAGAAGCAGAAUCUCAUGCACAGGUACGAAAAACUGUUCCGAGAACCAACCCAACUGCUGCAGGUAGACCCCCAGAGAGUGCUGCACGUUAUGUUCUCAUCAGCUGAACAAAUAAUGCGCAAGUUGUCCGUUACGCCAUAGGCAUGCGGUAGACUCGUACAUGACGCAGGUUAUGUUCUCAUCAGCUGAACCAAUUUUCUUUUUCUUUUUUUAGUUUGACAGCUGAACAAAUAAUAAGAAGUUGUUAAACUUUCUUCAUGUGUUCUCCAACCGAAAAACAAAACUUUCUUCAUAGAGUAAUGCAUUUAUGCUUCAUAAUACCAAAAGGGUUCUUGGA
Molecule: messenger RNA, 994 nt
Organism: Prunus dulcis (almond)
Lineage: Eukaryota; Viridiplantae; Streptophyta; Magnoliopsida; Rosales; Rosaceae
Exons: 4
Coding region: 66-764 (232 amino acids)
Biological process (GO): transmembrane transport; metal ion transport
Cellular component (GO): membrane
Molecular function (GO): metal ion transmembrane transporter activity
Source: RefSeq, a predicted model, not a curated record